GCGGCCGGGUUCGAAAGCGGCGCGCGGGGGGCGCGCGCGAGCCCCGUCCCGGGAUGGCGGAGGCCUUGAAUCAUUUAAAAAAAGACUACAGAGCAAGAUUCUGCCAUGGAGGAGGAACUAAGAUUGAUAUACAGCCAGGUCAAAAUGUACUGAAACUCAUACAGGAUUGUUUUGAAAGUUGCAGCAGUGAUCUUACAAUAAACUCUCCAAAUGCAACCCUUUGCCCAGCUCCUAUUGUCAAAAGUGGGAAGAGGACUUCAGCGCAGAGCCAAAAGCCAAAGGCAAGAUCAAACAAGUCUGUGAAAAGAGCCUGUAAUUCUCCAGAAUCCUCACCUACAUCACUGCUAAAACCAGUCAGCAGCAGAGGACAGUCUUGUGAAUCACCCUUGAAGCCUGCAAUACAUGAUGGUGUAGCUGUUUCUAAAAAAACAGAGUCUCCUGUGUCUAAAAGCAAAAAAAAUACAUUAGAAGAUGUUGAAGCGCUGUGCCGAAGUCCUGCCUUGUUUUUGGACCCUGAGGAUGAUCACAGGUCUGUUGGAUCACCUUUUCCUGUGGAGAAAGGGAGAAGUUCUCCUGUACUUAAAUUGUGUUUUGAUGGCUGGAAUACACCUGCUGCAGCAAAGAGCUGUGGAGAAGCUGAAAAUUUGGAAGGACCUCAGACUGGGAGAGAUGAGCAGGUUGUUCUUGUGCAAGGAACAGAACCUGUUGCUACAUCUUGUCUGCAGAAAAAGAAGACUUUCUCUUCAGCUUUCUUAGCAGCUGUAGCAACUGGAACACUUCGACAGAGGUAUUCAGCCUCGCUAUCACCCCCAUCACCUCCUCCUGUGAAAGAUCAAGAUAUAGAAAUCGAAAAUGAAUGUGAAUUUUUAAUCGACGAAUCAGGUGGCGCAUCUUUUACUUCUUGGAUUUCAAUACCCAGUAAGAACAAAAAAUCGAAAAAAGAUGGCUCUGCAACUCCUGCUUCUAAAUCUCAGCCCUCUGAAAAGAAGACGACACAGAAUAAGAAAGGCAAGAACAAGGAAGCACAGGUUGAAGCACUUACUAAACAGAAACCGAAUAAUCUGGAUGUUGGAGCAUUUGACUUCAAAAGAACGUCAAAAUCAGAUCCAGUCUCUAACAGUGAAGGAAAGGUCCUUAAAUCUCGAAGCCAAAAGGGUACUCAUACAGGAAAGACUAAAAAGGAUGCACUUAGGCAAGACUCUCCAAACCAGAAAAAGAACACAUCCUGGAAACCACUAGCUGAAAAACUGAUGUUGUCAUGGUCUGGAUUGGAAACAGAAGCAUCUGAUGCAGAAAAAUGUAAAACAAAGGUGCUGCCAAGUGAAGAUUUGCCUAUGCCCUCAUCUGGGCGUCAGCAAGAACAGACUAUGUCUCCAAAAAAGUCUCUCAAGUCUUCCAAGAAUCCGCAGUCAGCUUCAAAAGCUUCUCAGCAUUUAGAUAAGAGGAAACAAACUGCUAAGCAGAAACUUCCAAAAGUUAAAGUAGCUAAGAAAGUGGCAGUAAGUCCAAGGAAGGAGCUUAAAAAAUCUGUCCAAAAAAGUAGUAAUAAAAAGCCUCAGUUACAAAGAGAGAAGAGUUCUGACAGUGAACCUAGUGAAGAAGAGCAUGAAAGAGAGCUUGUAGAUCUGAAAGACGUGUGCACCACACCCUUGCGUCAGAAAUUAGAGACUCCCGUGAUUCAGAAAUUUGCUGUGUCUGAAAAGCCUAGAAAUGUGUUGCACACACUGGAGUCAUCCGGUGGUGCAAAUAACCGAACUCCUGUGAAAGCACUGCAGCAUCCCAUGGACAGUGUGAAGAAGUCUGAAAAGAAACAGUUGCCAGCCAAGUAUUCAGGGAAGAUACCCGAAAAGAUUCCUUGCAGAACCAAUAAAGCUGUUUACUCAAACUCUGAGGACACUGAGUCUCAAACAGAUUCUGACAGCUCUUCUGUACAGAACGUGGCGAGGAAAAAGCAGAAAUUAUCAGAUGUGAAAAUAAAAAAUAACAAAAGGAAACGUAACAGGCAACAUGGACUGCAAGAUUCCUUUGUGGCUGAGAGGGCUGUGAACUAUGAAAGUGGGCCUGCUCUAGAACAUUGUGAUAAAUUUGCUUUCAGCAGUAAGUCUUGUGAACAGUAUGAUACAUCUUCAGAGAAUUUUGAUGACUUGAAUUACAAAGUAAUAGAUCCGUUGUCAGACAACAUAGCAAGGCAUAAAAUAGUGAUGCCUUCCAACACACCUAACGUUCGUCGAACAAAAAGGAUACGGCUAAAACCUCUGGAAUAUUGGAGAGGCGAGCGCAUAAACUAUAAUAUGAACUCUUCAGGAGGGCUUGUGAUUAGUGGAUUAGUGCAUCCAGAAACACAACCUUGCAGUAAGAAUAAACAGAGGAAGGAUCAUCAGAAGCAGAAAACCAAUAAAACAAAGAGAAGAGAGAUACCUGCAAGUUUGGAUCACAACCUAGCUGAUACUUCUAAGCCAACCAUUGUACUGGACCCAGUAACAAAUGAGGAGGUAGUUCUGGAAUGUGUUAACACUGAAAGCAGUCACGCUUGCUCCUUCAAAGAUGAAGCGGUAGAAAUAUACAAAAAUUUGAAUACAUCUGUUUUUGCAACUGGUAAAUUGAUUUUGAAACCACUUAAAGAAAAGGGACACCAAUUUGUCCACAUGGAUACAAUAGCUUUCCAUAUUAUCCGUGGCAAGAUUAUUGUUACAUUACAUAAGACAUCAUAUUAUCUGACUACAGGGGACUCCUUCUAUGUUCCACCAGGAAAUGGAUAUAACAUACGUAAUCUUCUGAACGAAGAAAGUGUUCUUCUCUUCACGCAACUCAAAGUCAGGUGAAGAACCUUCUGCAGAGAAGUUUGCUGAAACACUUCUCAAGCUUUUGUAUGUUCUGGAGUUCUUUUUACAUACAAAAAAUGUUCGAGUGUGCCCACCUCAACAUUACAAAUUAAAACAGAGCAGGUGAAAUCAACAUAAGAAGAGUUGAGAACAAAACCAAAAGAACCUCAGUAGUUUGCUGUCAAACUGAAAUGAGACACUGAAGGGCCUCACUCUGCAUCAACUACUGUUCUUGUGCCAUCCAGUGACAGAAAGAUACAAGUAUAAAAUGUGUGGGUAUAUUUAUUGUCCCAAAUUGUAUCAAUAUGCUUAAUCUCCCUAAAGAUAACUUAGCACUUGAAAAAAUGUUGACAUCUUCAGCUAUCUGAUAGAUAGUCUUAACAACUGCCUGGUACAAACUGCUUAGAGUAAUCUCUGUUUAAAUGAUGAACCUGCUGUUUGCAUUCCAGUAAUUGUUGUCUGGGAGAUGGGCUGCUGAAAUGUUUGUGCGCUGGGGUCCAGCCGCCUUCUAAAUAUGCUAAUGACAGGCAUUUGUUCCUUGUCUGGCAGCUGUAUGAUUAGUGCCUCCAGUUCCAAUAGUAAAGCAGAAGCUUUUAAGUAGGAGCUUAUCAGUUGUGUCUUUUGUGUGGAAGCUGUGGCCUGAUUAGCUCUGAACAUUGUUGAUAGCUUUAUUUUGUGUAACAGCGAUAGGUCAUUGCCAAAUAUAUUACUUUAAUAUCUCCUUUUGAUUUCCUUGCUGUGUUCCUGGAUAGUAAUGAGGACCUUUGGGAAAGCUGUAAUUAUACUGUAUACUCGAGAAGCCAAGUCUAGACAGCAGAUGGUAUCCAUAGCAUUUGUCUCCCAAGCUCUUCAAGGUUCCUUCUGGCUGAAGAUAAACUACAGCUAUUCUGAUAGGGUGCUUUCUCUUCUCUGGUCACUGCUAUCCUCAGAGAGGAGGAGAUAAGGAAAAUUGAAUUGGAAUCGAGAAGUUUUAAGGAUUUGAGGAUUGAGUGUUGACCUCAUAAAUGGUUUUGGCCAUGAUAUUUAUGCUAAAUCCAGAGUAUACAUUAAAGUAGGAAAAAUGAAUUGGCUUUCAGAUGCCAGCUGACUUUGUGUGUCUGCGAGAGGGCUUGGACACCAAGAUUGCCAUGCUUCUGUGAAAGGUCCUUUAGGCUGGGGAGUUUGAGAUACUACUUUUUGUCAUGCUCUUUCAAGUAGUAUUUCCUAUAGCUGGGGCAUAGGGACAGUGGAAAUACUUGGUAGAGGUUAUGUGACAUCUUUUCAUUCAUGACUGGGUUACAUGUAACUGGGAAGAUGAAACAGGAACGUGCCUUUUGCCAUUUAGUUCUACCUCUGUCUUGAUACGAACUAUUUGUAUCAGAGUUCAGACUACACAGAAGGAACUUUUUUUCCCAACCUCAACUUUUGUAAGCAGUUUGAGUUAAAAUUUAAAAAAAAAAAAGUCAUUUAGUCACUAGAUGUGAGUUUGAUGUUGACUCAGAUGAGAAGUGAUAUGUUACCCUUCUCAUAUCAGGCAUUGAUGUGUCUUCCCCCCCUGCACUGUACUGGCACACUGCAGCAAGGUUUUGAGUUGGUUUUCUCUUGGGUCAAGAGUAAGUGGUGAGAAAUAUGUCCUUUGGGAUGCUUCCUUAGAGAGAAGUAACGUGCAGACCUUUUCCUGACACAGGCUGGAAAGUGCAGGUGUUCAAAUGCAGGUUUGAGGUCAGCAUGCCUGUUUGUGUUUUCCUAAUUCUGUGUCUGGGAGUGUCAGCAGAAUAGAGUGGAUUUGGUAAAGUAUGUCGCUUUUUAGUCUGGAUGGGUUUGUUGCUUUCUGAUUAGUCGGCUUCUUGGGAUAGAUGUCCUGUGUGAUUCGAGGAGAACAUUUUGUAGUUGGACUACAUCUCAAAAUGUUUGUGUUUUACUUCUUUUUUAAGAAGCAAUACCAGUUGUGCCAAGGGAUGUUCUCUGGAAUAUUGCCGUGGCUUAGCAACACUUCUACUGUUUGCCAGUAGAUGGGGCUUCAAGCACAGAUGUUUGUUCUUCACUGGCCUCUAUGUUCUAUCAGGGUCUGGUUUUUGAAAGGUAGCAAGGAGUGUGUUACAGGUGGAGAUAAAUUCAGUUGAAUUCUGUUGCAAGGAAGUGUAAAUCAGUUGCCAUUAACAGUAGGACUUGGUCCUGAAUGCUGCUAGGUUCAUUCUGUUAGCAUGGAUGUUGUACUAGUUGCAGCCACUUUCUCAAAAUUGUUUUUUAAAUCAUCAGUGGACUGCAGGAAUUGUUGAGUUGACCUGGGUUGUUCACUGUUGGCUUGCAUUACAUGUUAAUUUUUUUAAUUCAACUGGACACUUGUAUGAAAUUUGCUUCUGUGUCAUUAGCCUGAAUAUAGUGUGGGGAGGUGCAAGAGGAUCUUCAGAGUUCCAGGACUUCCAUGGCUGCUGAGCUCUGCAGCAUGUCAGUCAGUAAUCAGUUGCUGGUCAGAAGCAGCAGCUGAUGUUUCACCUCUGCCUGGUCUUGUUUUGGCUGCAUUUUUGUGUACAUCAGGCCAAAUUGGAUAUCACAAAUAAAAAAGCUGUUUCCAAAAUGUGAGAAGUUUGCAAUCUUCUUCCUGCAUAUGUGUGAUUCUUUUUACCAGCAUGUUUUCUACUCUGCUGAGUAAUCUCACUUCCACUGGCUACUGUGGUUUAGCCAGGUUUUUGUUAAGCUAGGCUGACAUUGGUUAGCCAGUGUUACCUGUGGUGAAGUUGGGAGCACUGUUGUGUGAGAGACAUGGCCUUUUCAUCUGACUGUGAGAUAUACAUACUGUUCCUGGAGGAUGCAUAGUGAUAUCCUGCAGGAUAUCCCUGUUUUAGUAUAUUAAUUCAUUGCUUUCUGUCAACAGUAAUUGAGAGAGCUGGAAACAAAAGCCGAGUCAAAUAUUUCAGCUUCAUGUUAGUAGGUACAUGUGUUCUGUAGUAGGUACUCUGGUAACAUCCAGAGACUUGUUUUAAGGAACUUAGCUGAGAAGUCCCACCACCAUAAAGCAUCAGAGUUUUGAAGGCUUUGGCUCCCUUUGAAAAUAAUUACAGGUUAGUAGGUUCUUUUGCAGAUCUGUCUCUUUGUAGUUUCGUUUGGUUAGAAAACUGUUCCUGUUUUACUAAGCAAAGCUUAGUAAAAGAAGCAGAAGAAUAAUUGCAGAACUGUCAGAUGUGUAUGCACAUCCAUAUUUGUACAACUCUGUAAACAUAAAAUAGGAGAUUGUGAGCUGAGUAAUUACAGAAAAAAAUAAACAGGACCAAUAAAACAAACUGUUGAGGCACA
Empidonax traillii (willow flycatcher) is the source of this 6095-nucleotide messenger RNA. RefSeq names its product centromere protein C (gene CENPC). Gene Ontology annotation, biological process: kinetochore assembly; spindle attachment to meiosis I kinetochore; attachment of mitotic spindle microtubules to kinetochore. The coding region runs from base 54 to 2822 and encodes 922 amino acids. The transcript is spliced from 18 exons. The record is from RefSeq and is a predicted model, not a curated record. Gene Ontology annotation, molecular function: centromeric DNA binding. Gene Ontology annotation, cellular component: kinetochore. NCBI's taxonomy places the organism in Eukaryota, Metazoa, Chordata, Aves, Passeriformes, Tyrannidae.